Messenger RNA from Drosophila persimilis, 363 nucleotides. Its product is annotated as low molecular weight phosphotyrosine protein phosphatase 2-like. NCBI's taxonomy places the organism in Eukaryota, Metazoa, Arthropoda, Insecta, Diptera, Drosophilidae. The transcript has 2 exons. The record is from RefSeq and is a predicted model, not a curated record. Gene Ontology annotation, molecular function: protein tyrosine phosphatase activity.
AUGUCGCGGACAUCUCAGAAGAAGAACGUGCUGAUGGUCUGCGUGGGAAACAUUUGCCGCUCCCUCAUCGCCGAGGCUGUGAUGCGUGACUUGAUUGCCAGGGCGGGGGUGUAGAAGGAUUGGCAUGUAGAGAGCGCCGCGACAGAGGGUUGGCACCACGGCUCCGAGCCGGACGAGAGUCUGGUCAGUCACAAUAUCGAGUGCACCAGCGUGGCUGAUUCGACUAUAUCUUGGGCAUGGAUCGAAGCAAUAUGGCUUCCCACAAACGUCUGGCCCAACGCCAAGAUUCUUCUUUGUGGACAUUUCGGCCUGAAGCAGACGAGCGUUGCAUCGAGGAUGCAAUUAUAUAGAUUACAAUUAUAA